GCGCUGCGCAGUCUCCGCAGGCGCGGGCGGGAGGGGUCGAGGCGCGGCGCGGCGCGGCGCGGGCGGCUCCGGGCCCAGGUGAAUGGAGUAACCUGACAGCGGGGACCAGGCGGCGGCGAGCGCGAGGAAAUGGCGGCGGCGGCGGCGCGGGGCGGCAGCGGGAGGCCCGGGCUGUGACGCGCGCGGCCGGAGCGCGCUCCGAUGGUUCUCGAAGGCCGCGGCGCCCCGGGCUGCAGGUUACCUAGGGUAUGAAUUAAUACAGACUCGGCAACUGAAAGAACUUAGAAUCAGCAUUUUGAGAGCGGGGCUUGCUGUGGUUUUCCAGUAAACUGCUAUCACAAUGUCAAAAUGCAGUUCCAACUACAGCCAAGCAGAGAUCGCGAACAUUGAAACGUAAGCUGUGCUAGAGCAGAAAUGCAAUGAGAGAAACACUGGAUGGGUGAGAAGCUUUGCGACCCCUCAGCAUGGCGGCUCUGCAGCUCCUGACCCCCGCUUCCUCACCAAUGGGUCCUUUCUUUGGAUUGCCAUGGCAACAAGAAGCUAUUCCUGAUAACAUUUAUACGCCAAGAAAAUAUCAGGUCGAACUGCUUGAAGCAGCUCUGGACCAUAACACCAUAGUCUGCUUAAACACUGGCUCAGGGAAGACGUUCAUCGCAGUGCUACUCAUGAAGGAGCUGUCCUAUCAGAUCCGCGGGGACUGCCAGGACAAUGGGAAAAGGACGGUGUUCUUGGUCAACUCUGCAAACCAGGUCACGCAGCAGGCCUCCGCGGUCCGGACCCACUCGGAUCUCAAGGUCGGGGAAUACGCAAGCCUCGAAGGAAGUGCUUCUUGUACAAAGGAGAAAUGGAGCCAAGAGUUCACUAAGCACCAGGUUCUUGUUAUGACUUGUUAUGUCGCCUUGAAUGCUUUGAAAAAUGGUUACUUUUCACUCUCAGACAUUAAUCUUUUGGUGUUUGAUGAGUGCCAUCUUGCAAUCUUAGACCAUCCCUACCGAGAAAUUAUGAAGCUCUGCGAAAACUACCCACUCUGUCCUCGGAUUCUGGGACUCACUGCUUCCAUUUUAAAUGGGAAAUGUGAUCCAGAGGAACUGGGAGAAAAAAUUCAGAAACUGGAGAAAAUCCUUAAGAGUAAUGCCGAAACUGCCACGGACUUGGUGGUCUUGGACAGAUGCACUUCUCAGCCCUGUGAGAUGGUGGUGGAUUGUGGACCAUUUGCUGACCGGAGUGGGCUGUACGAGAGACUGCUGAUGGAGUUAGAAGAUGCACUUAAUUUUAUCAAUGACUGUAACAUAUCUGUACAUUCAAAAGAAAGAGAUUCUACUUUAAUUUCUAAACAGAUACUGUCGGACUGCCGGGAGGUCUUGGUCGUCCUGGGGCCAUGGUGUGCGGACAAGGUGGCCGGCAUGAUGGUUCGGGAGUUGCAGAAGUACAUCAAGCAGGAGCAGGAGGGGCUGCACAGGAAGUUCCUGCUCUUCGCAGACACCUUCCUGCGGAAGGUCCACGCGCUGUGCGAGCAGCACUUCUCGCCCGCCUCGCUCGACCUGAGGUUCGUGACUCCUAAGGUGAUCAAACUGCUCGAGAUCUUGCGCAAAUACAAACCGUACGAGCGCCAGCAGUUUGAGAGCGUGGAAUGGUACAACAACAGGAACCAGGACAAUUACGUGUCUUGGAGUGAUUCCGAGGUUGAUGACGAUGAUGAGGAAAUUGAAGAAAAAGAGAAGCCAGAGACAAAUUUCCCUUCUCCGUUUACCAACAUUUUGUGCGGGAUUAUUUUUGUGGAGAGGAGAUACACGGCAGUCGUCUUAAACAGAUUGAUAAAGGAAGCCGGCAAGCAGGACCCGGAGCUGGCUUACAUCAGCAGCAACUUCAUAACUGGACACGGCAUCGGGAAGAACCAGCCUCGAAACAAACAGAUGGAGGCCGAAUUCCGCAAGCAGGAAGAGGUACUUAGAAAAUUUCGGGCACAUGAGACCAACCUGCUUAUUGCAACAAGUAUUGUGGAAGAGGGUGUUGAUAUUCCAAAAUGCAACUUGGUGGUUCGUUUUGAUUUGCCCACAGAGUAUCGGUCCUAUGUUCAGUCCAAGGGGAGAGCCAGGGCCCCCAUCUCUAAUUACAUAAUGUUAGCAGAUACCGACAAAAUCAAAAGUUUUGAAGAAGACCUGAAAACGUACAAAGCUAUUGAAAAGAUCUUGAGAAAUAAAUGUUCCAAGUCAGUCGAAAGUGGUGAGGCUGACGCUGAGCCUGUGGUGGACGAUGAGGACACAUUCCCGCCAUACGUGCUGAGGCCGGACGGACCCCAGGUCACCAUCAACACGGCCAUCGGACACAUCAAUAGAUACUGUGCGAGGUUACCCAGCGACCCGUUUACUCAUCUAGCUCCGAAGUGUAGAACCCAGAAGUUGCCCGAUGGUACAUUUUAUUCAACUCUUUACCUGCCAAUUAACUCGCCGCUUCGAGACUCCAUUGUUGGCCCGCCCAUGGAUUGCGUCCGACGGGCCGAGAGAGCCGUGGCACUCAUCUGCUGUGAAAAGCUGCACAAAAUCGGCGAGCUGGAUGACCACUUGAUGCCCGUUGGGAAAGAGACGGUCAAGUAUGAAGAAGAGCUUGACUUACACGACGAAGAGGAGACCAGUGUUCCCGGAAGGCCGGGCUCCACCAAGCGAAGACAGUGCUACCCGAAAGCAAUCCCGGAGUGCCUGCGGGAGAGCUACCCGCAGCCCGGCCAGCCUUGCUACCUGUACGUGAUAGGGAUGGUCCUCACCACGCCACUCCCCGACGAGCUCAACUUCCGACGGCGGAAGCUCUACCCUCCCGAAGACACCGCCCGCUGCUUCGGAAUCCUGACCGCCAAACCCAUACCUCAGAUCCCGCACUUCCCCGUGUACACGCGCUCCGGGGAGGUCACCAUAUCCAUCGAGCUGAAGAAGUCCGGGUUCACGCUGUCACUGCAGAAGCUGGAGCUGAUCACACGGCUUCACCAGUAUAUCUUCUCGCACAUUCUUCGGCUCGAAAAGCCUGCACUAGAAUUUAAGCCCACCGACGCCGACUCCGCGUACUGUGUCCUACCUCUUAACGUUGUUAAUCACUCCAGCACUUUGGACAUCGACUUUCAGUUCAUGGAAGACAUUGAGAAGUCUGAAGCUCGCAUAGGCAUUCCCAACACAAAGUACUCAAAGGAAUCACCGUUCGUUUUCAAAUUAGAAGACUACCAGGAUGCAGUUAUCAUUCCAAGAUAUCGCAAUUUUGAUCAGCCCCAUCGAUUUUAUGUUGCGGAUGUAUACACUGAUCUUACCCCACUGAGUAAAUUUCCUUCCCCCGAGUAUGAAACGUUUGCAGAAUAUUAUAAAACCAAGUACAACCUUGACCUGACCAAUCUCAACCAGCCCCUGCUGGACGUUGACCACACGUCGUCGAGACUCAAUCUUUUGACACCUCGCCAUCUGAACCAGAAGGGAAAAGCGCUUCCUCUGAGCAGUGCCGAGAAGAGGAAGGCCAAGUGGGAGAGUCUGCAGAACAAGCAGAUCCUGGUCCCGGAGCUCUGUGCCAUCCACCCGAUCCCAGCGUCACUGUGGAGAAAGGCUGUUUGUCUCCCCAGCAUCCUCUAUCGCCUUCACUGCCUUCUGACCGCGGAGGAGCUGAGAGCCCAGACGGCCAGCGAGGCCGGCGUGGGGGUCCGCUCCCUCCCCGUGGACUUCAGGUACCCCAACCUGGACUUCGGGUGGAAGAGGUCCAUCGACAGCAAGUCUUUCAUCUCGGCCACGAGCUCCUCUUCCGCCUCGGAGAGCGACCCUCACUGUAAGCACAGCACAACUGUAGCCCCUGACAGUGCUGCCCACCCAGGUGCUAACCCACCCUCCUCCCCCGGGAGCUGCAGGGCCGCGCCCCCCGCGGCCACCGUCAACGGCCUGGCCCACCACGGAGACCUAGCCAACGGCAGUUGCGACGCGGCCAACGGAGACUUUUGCCAAGGAGACGAGCUGAGUCACGGCAGGCCGGAAAUACCUGAACAACCACCUACCUCAUAUUCCAUUCAAAAUUUCUACAACUCCGCGAACCAGCCCCAGCCCCAGCCCAGCGAUGAAUGUACUCUGCUGAGUCACAAAUACCUUGACGGAAACGCUAACACAUCUACCUCAGAUGGACGUCCCGUGGCGGCUGCGCCGCGGCCUGGUACCCCGGAGGCGGCGGCAGCGGCGAGCGCACCCCGGGACCGGACGGAGCUCCAGCAGAGCCCCUGCCCCGGGCACUCCCCGAGGACUCUGGGCCCGAACCCCGGGCUCAUCCUGCAGGCACUCACCCUGUCCAACGCCAGCGACGGCUUCAACCUGGAGCGGCUGGAGAUGCUGGGGGACUCCUUCCUGAAGCACGCCAUCACCACCUUCCUGUUCUGCACCUACCCCAACGCCCACGAGGGCCGCCUGUCCUACAUGCGCAGCAAGAAGGUCAGCAACUGUAACCUGUACCGGCUGGGGAAGAAGAAGGGGCUGCCCAGCCGCAUGGUGGUGUCCAUAUUCGACCCCCCCGUGAACUGGCUUCCUCCCGGCUACGUGGUCAAUCAGGACAAAAGCCACUCGGAUAAGUGGGGCAAGGACGACCUGACAAAAGACUGCAUGUUGGCCAACGGCAGGCUGGAGGACGCCUUCGGGGAGGACGAGGAGGAGGACGACGAGGAGGAGGAGGAGCUCACGUGGAGGGCGCCCAAGGAGGACCCCGAUUACGAGGACGACAUUCUGGAGUACGACCAGGAGCACAUCAAGUUCAUCGACAACAUGCUGAUGGGGUCGGGCGCCUUCGUCAAGAAGAUCUCGCUCUCGGCCUUCGCCGCCCCCGACGCCGCGGGCGAGUGGAAGGUGCCCCCGAAGCCGCCGCUGGGGGCCGCGCCCUUCCCGUCUGACUUCGAGGACUUCGACUACAGCUCGUGGGACGCCAUGUGCUACCUGGACCCCAGCAAGGCCGGCGAGGAGGACGACUUCGUGGUGGGCUUCUGGAACCCGUCGGAGGAGAGCUGCGGCGCCGAGGCGGGCAAGCAGUGCAUCUCGUACGACCUGCACACGGAGCAGUGCAUCGCCGACAAGAGCAUCGCCGACUGCGUGGAGGCCCUGCUGGGCUGCUACCUGACCAGCUGCGGCGAGCGCGCCGCGCAGCUCUUCCUCUGCUCGCUGGGGCUGGAGGUGCUGCCCGCCCUGCCCCGGGCCCCCGCGGCCGGCGGCGGCGGUGGUGGUGGCGGCGCCCCCCGCCCGGCGCUCUGGAAGGACCUGGAGUACGGCUGCCUGCAGAUCCCCCCGCGGUGCAUGUUCGACCACCCCGACGCCGACAGGACGCUCCUGCAGCUCAUCUCGGGCUUCGGCAACUUCGAGAGGAAGAUCAACUACCGGUUCAAGAACAAGGCGUACCUGCUGCAGGCCUUCACCCACGCCUCCUACCACUACAACACCAUCACGGAUUGCUACCAGCGCCUCGAGUUCCUGGGAGAUGCGAUUCUGGACUACCUCAUAACCAAGCACCUUUACGAGGACCCCCGGCAGCACUCCCCGGGGGUGCUCACGGACCUCCGCUCGGCGCUCGUCAACAACACCAUCUUCGCGUCGCUGGCCGUCAAGUACGACUACCACAAGUACUUCAAAGCCGUGUCCCCGGAGCUCUUCCACGUCAUCGAUGACUUCGUGCAGUUCCAGCUGGAGAAGAACGAGAUGCAGGGCAUGGACUCGGAGCUCAGGAGAUCCGAGGAGGACGAAGAGAAAGAAGAGGACAUCGAAGUCCCCAAGGCUAUGGGGGACAUUUUCGAGUCUCUGGCCGGUGCCAUCUACAUGGACAGCGGGAUGUCGCUGGAGACCGUGUGGCAGGUGUACUACCCCAUGAUGCGGCCGCUCAUAGAGAAGUUUUCUGCGAAUGUGCCGCGUUCCCCUGUGCGGGAGCUGCUCGAAAUGGAGCCGGAGACCGCCAAGUUCAGCCCGGCCGAGAGGACGUACGACGGCAAGGUGCGCGUGACGGUGGAGGUGGUGGGCAAGGGCAAGUUCAAGGGCGUGGGCCGCAGCUACCGCAUCGCCAAGUCGGCCGCCGCCAGGAGAGCCCUGCGCAACCUCAAGGCGAAUCAACCUCAGGUUCCCAACAGCUGAAGCCUGUCCGGAAGGAGAAGUUGUUUUUUUGUUUUGUUUUGUUUUUUUUUUCCUUUUUAAAGCAGAAUUAAGGGAAGAAAAUAUUUAAAUUCCUGCAAAGUAUGAUUUGAAGUUGAGAAUGAGCCGAAUGAAUUGGAGGCAGAAUUUCAAGUUUGUUUCAUAAUGAGAUAGAUCAUGGAAUAAAACAUCUAACAUAUGUAUAAAAACAUUGGAACUAACUGGAGUUUUAGUUUUUUUGCGCAGACACAAUCUUCUUUCCUCACUUCUGCUUUGUUUGAGUCCCAGGAGUGUCUUGCUGCCUUCUAGCCUGUGUCCCGGAGAGUUCCGUCGUCAGCUUCGGGUUUGUCUGUUGUUUUUGUUUUUGUUUUGUUUUGUUUUGUUUUUGUUUUUGUUUCGUUUCGUUUCUGUCAGCUCUGCAGAGGGUUCGGAGAACCAGUGAGUCCCAGGUUUCCUUGGCCGCUCCCCACGCCAGCAGCUGGCGAGACCCCCCUGGCUCCCCACGUUGAGAAGCCGACGGGAGGAUUUGGUUUGCAGAGGGGAGUUUCUGCCAGCGGCAUCUUUCUGCCCAGGCCAGCGGGGCGGUGCCCUGUGGCGGGGGCGGUGCCUAAUGAACGCCACUGGCUUGCGUGGGAAUCAGAUUCUCGUUUUCAUGAGUCUCGCAUCAAAGAAGAUUCUUGCCUUAAAAGAAAAAAAAAAAGAAAAGUCAAACCCUCUUAAAUAUUCUUUCAGUUCCCGAUCUUCGGGAACAAGCGUCUUUCAAGUCCUUUUCCCCCUCGAGCUUCCCCCUGUGAGGCCGUGUCAGAGACCAGCAGUGUGCCAGUGUGGCUGCACGUAACUGCGCACCGGGGGAUGCUGGAGCUUGUGUAUCCCGAAGAUAGAUACCUCUGAAGCCAGGAUUGUCAUCUGGGGAUUUAGAGAGAAAAAAAAAUACAUAUUUUUUAAAACCAACAACAUAAGGGAGCGGAUCUUGGGCCGAACGCCCAGUUUCACUGAAGAUCUCCAGUUAGCGAGUCCCCGGGGCUGGGCAGAGAGGGGGCACAUUGGCGGUGGGUCGUUUGCCCUGAACCGUGUCACCUUCUCACGCACACCUGACUGCCGUGUCCCCUCCUCAUCCACGGCCCGGGACCCUGCCGAGGAGCCCCCCCGCCGGCUCUCAGCUUGCUGUGCUGUUGGUCUUCGCUUCCAUGAACCAACCAGCCAUCCCCGGGCCGCGGGGGGAGGGAAACGAGACCCGGGCGGGCCCCCCACCCCCCGGCCAGCUUGUCUAGGCCUGCCCGCCCCGUCACUCGAAUACCUCAGUUCUUUCCCUUUGCAUGCGGGCUGUUUUCCCUCCUGUGUGGUGCUAUGUUUCUGUGUCAUGCUUGACGUUUUCGUUUUGUUUGCACUGUAACUCUGGUACCUCUGCGUUUGCCCCCUUCGGACCCGCGGGUCGGUCCUGCAGACCUGCCGGGCUCGACUGUGUCCGUCCCGAUGCCAUGUGGCGGCCGCCGCCCGAGGCUUCCCGCAGCCCCACGGCCCGGGCCGCGCCUUCGCCUUCCUUCUCUCCACCCCCUGCACACGUGUGUGCGCCCAGACACCCGGCAGUCCGGCCCCCGGGGAGCCCUGGGUGAGAGAGAGAGUCCAGCUGCCCGACUGUUCCUCGUCUCGGAUCUGGAAUUGGGAUCUAAACCAUUAAAUGAGUUUUUGAGCAAA
This is a messenger RNA of Sorex araneus (European shrew), 7808 nucleotides long. It is a transcript of the gene DICER1, whose product is annotated as dicer 1, ribonuclease III. The transcript has 29 exons. Bases 465 to 6116 code for a protein of 1883 amino acids. Gene Ontology annotation, biological process: apoptotic DNA fragmentation; siRNA processing; pre-miRNA processing. Lineage: Eukaryota; Metazoa; Chordata; Mammalia; Eulipotyphla; Soricidae. Gene Ontology annotation, molecular function: protein binding; RNA binding; DNA binding. Gene Ontology annotation, cellular component: cytoplasm; nucleus; RISC complex. The record is from RefSeq and is a predicted model, not a curated record.